AGCCUCAAAUUCGGGCUUGAACAAUGUUUUUGCCUUAGCCUCCUGAGUAACUGGGAUUACAGGCGUGCACCACCAUGCCCAGCUAGUUUUUCUAUUUUUAGUAGCUCUUGCUUUUGCUGAGGCUGGUCUCAAACUCCUGACCUCAAGCAAUCCACCUGUCUUGGCCUCCCAGAGUACUAGAGUUACAAGCAUGAGCCACUACACCGAGCCUAGUGGGAUCAAAUUUUACUUUCGAUGUUUAAAGCCAGCCAGCACUAGGGUGUACAUGGCCUAGGAAUCAUUCUUGGCUGCAUAUUGCCCUCCUGGUCCCGUAAAAAAAUAAAAAAUAAUAAAGCCAGAAUAUAAGGUGAAAAUCUCAAGUGGACAAAAUUCAAAAUGUAUGGUAUGUGUAGUUCAUAGAGUACAUGUGCAAAAUGCGAUUUUAUAGUAUUUUUAAUUUAUAAUUGUAAUUUUCCCCCCAGAGACAUCAUUGAAUUUAUGUAAGUUAAAUGCACGUGUAAUACGACUUCCAUGAAUAAUCUUCUGUAUCUCUUACUCUAAGUGAAACUUGUUCCUGAGGCAAAUAUAACGUUUGGAGCCAUUAACAUGCUCUAAAACUUGGCUGGUCUUCUACUUCUAGGAUGAGGAAUUAAAUAAGUUGACCACCAGCUGUCUUCUGUGGCAGUUUAGCUGCCUGGAUGCUGGUUGGAGAGAUGGGACAGAGGCUUCUUACAUCUGGGUGGCCUCCGCACUGCCCUGUACAACUACAUCUUUGCCAAGAAACACCAGGGGAGCUUCAUCCUGAGGCUGGAGGACACAGAUCAGAACCGCCUUGUGCCUGGGGCAGCGGAGAAUAUUGAAGACAUGCUGGAGUGGGCAGGUAUCCCCCCCGAUGAGAGCCCCCGCCGAGGAGGUCCUGCUGGGCCCUACCGGCAGUCUCAGCGGCUGGAGCUAUAUGCCCAGGCCACGGAAGCCCUGCUAAAGACUGGAGCUGCUUACCCCUGUUUCUGCUCACCCCAGAGGCUGGAGCUCCUGAAGAAAGAGGCCCUGAGGAACCGCCAGACGCCUCGGUAUGACAAUCGGUGCCGGAACCUGAGCCAGGAGCAGGUGGCCCAGAAGCUGGCCAAGGAUCCUAAGCCUGCUAUCCGCUUCCGCCUGGAAGAGGCAGCACCAGCCUUCCAGGACCUGGUAUAUGGCUGGAAUCGGCAUGAAGUGGCCAGUGUGGAAGGAGACCCAGUUAUUCUGAAGAGUGAUGGCUUCCCCACAUACCACCUGGCUUGUGUGGUAGACGACCACCACAUGGGGAUCAGCCAUGUGCUGCGGGGUUCUGAGUGGCUUGUCUCCACCUCCAAGCACCUGCUUCUCUACCAAGCCCUGGGCUGGCAGCCACCUCAGUUUGCCCACCUCCCCCUGCUCCUCAACAGGGAUGGCAGUAAGCUUUCUAAGCGGCAAGGGGACAUAUUCCUGGAGCACUUUGCUGCUGUUGGCUUCCUGCCUGAUGCUCUCCUCGAUAUCAUCACGAACUGUGGCUCAGGGUUUGCAGAGAAGCAGAUGGGCCGGACUCUGCCGGAGCUGAUAACACAGUUCAACCUGAUGCGGGUCACCUGCCACUCAGCACUGCUGGACCUGGAGAAGCUCCCAGAAUUCAACAGGCUACACCUCCAGCGGCUGCUGAGCAGUGAGACCCAGAGGCGCCACCUGGUGAGGACACUGCAGGCCCUUGUGGAGGAGGUGUUCGGGAGCCAGCUGCAGGACAGGGAUGUCCUCAACCCAGCCUAUGUGGAGAGGGUCCUCCUGCUAAGACAGGGCCACAUUUGCCACCUGCAGGAUUUAGUCUCUCCAGCAUACUCCUACCUGUGGACUCGCCCCACUGUGAGUCGAGCACAGCUGAGCGCCAUCUCAGAGAAGGUGGAUGUGAUUGCCAAGCGCAUGCUGGGGGUUUUAGAAAGAUCUGGUACGAGCUUAACUCAGGAAGUGUUGAAUGGAGAAUUGAAGAAGCUAUCAGAAGGCCUAGAAGGCACCAAGCACAGUAACGUGAUGAAGCUCCUUCGAGUGGCCCUCAGUGGACAGCCGCAAGGACCUCCUGUCGCUGAGAUGAUGGUGUCCUUGGGACCAAAGGAAGUGCGGGAACGAAUCCAGAAGGUGCUUUCCAGCUAGAGAGAGGAUGUGCAGGAUGAUGCAUGUGGCCCUAGGAAUCUGUGCCCUUGGGACCUGUCUCCAGAGGAGAGAAGGAGGUCCGAGACCCAGGGGGAAGCUCAUGGAAGGAACUAAACAUGGAAACAGAAUCUGACUACACACUGCAUAUGUAGGGCUCCACGGUGGGCCUGGCCUUGACAGUUGGCUAGGAUCUAUCUCACCUUGACUCUGGAAGGAAGGCCUGCUGUCUGGUUUUUUUUGUUUGUUUGUUUUUGUUUUUUGGUUUUUUUUUUUUGAGACAGUCUCACUUAGUUACCUGGGGUUGAAUGCCAUGGCAUCAUACCUCAUAGCAAACUCAAACCCUUGGGCUCAAGUGAUAAUCUUACCUCAGCCUCCUGAGUAGCUGGAUUGUAGGCACCUGCCACAACACCUGGCUAUUUUUGAGAUGGGGUCUUGCUCUAGCUCAGGCUAGUCUCAAACUCUUUAGCUCAGGCAUUCUGCCUACCUCAGCCUCCCAAAGUGCUGGGAUUAUAGGCAUGAGCCACUGCACCCAGCCUCCGCUAUUCUUCUUAUAGAUGGGGUCUCGUUCUUGCUCAUGCAAGUCCUCGAACUUCUGAGAUCAGGCAGUCCACCUGCCUCAGCUUCCCAGAGUGCUAGGAUUAUGGGUCUGAGCCUCCCUGCCCAGCCUCUGUCUGGUUUUUGACACAUUACAUAACAGAGGUUAGGAGUUCACAGAAAAGUUAACAUCCCAGAGCAGUCCAGAGAAUUUGGGUAUUAGUUGGCUAGAACUGCCAUAACAAUAUCCCAUAGAGCUAGGUGGCUUAGAAACCAGAGACUUUCUCACUGUUCUAGAGGCAACAAGUCUAAGAUCUAGGAGUGAACAGCAGUGGUCUUUCCUCCAUUCAUGCACGUCCCUGAUAACUCUUUCUGGGUCCAGAAUUGUCAGGAUACCAGUCACAUUAGAUUAGCUGCUCACCCUGGCAGCUUCAUUUUAACAUGAUCACUUCCUUAAAGGCUCUAUCUCCAAACAUAGUCACAUUCUGAGGUCUGAGGGGUUACUUCAACAUAAGAAUUGGGGUGGGCAAAAUUCAGCCCAAAACAGCUCAGCAGCACUGUGGAGUCACCAGUCUCAGAGCUCAGAUCUAAUCCCUGUUUAGAUUCAGAGCAACCAAGGACUGUCGACACAGCAGGACUGAACUGGACACCAAACUUUGGGAGCUAUAAAGAGAGAAGUAAGUUACUCUGAGUGUAAGCUCAUGUUCUAUGCUAGUCUUUGUCCUUGGGGUAGGCUGUUUCCUUUCCCUAAAGCUUAUUGGUUCUUCAGACCUAGUUCUUGGACUGGAGACCUUUGCCCUUCCUAUUUUGUGGCUUUUUCUUCAUAUCCACUUCUUCUUUCUACUUUUAUUUGUAGGUCAUUGUCUACAGAUUUCUGAAAGGAGUGUUCUCCUUGGGGUCUUCUGUGAAUAGGAAUAAAUAAAGGGAAUGGAGGAUGUUGCUGAGGGACAAAAUGCCCUACAAGGCUUUUUAGCUUCCUCUGCGUGGCAACCAGCCUCUAAGAUGGCCCCAGUGAUCCCUUCCUCCUAGUACUCACACCCUUGUGUGGUUCCUUCCCUCACUGAUUAGGGGUGACUUCUGUGAUCUGUAAGCUAUUGAGAAAAUGAUAGUUUGACUCCGGACUUCUGUACAAGUCCCACUGGGUGGAUGGAUCUGGAGGGAGUGGGCCACAGUCCUCAGUCUUGGUGUCCUGCAGUGCAGUCUUCCCACCAUGGAUUCCCCCAGCCCGUUGGGAAGGUCUCACCCAGCUGAACCUCAUAGGAGGAUUGUUCUGAGCCCAAGUUAAAGGGAUGCUCUCCAAGCAUCCUUUGCCAUGAAUCCCUACCCGAGUAUCAGCACCCAGGAGAAGCUGGCGGAGCAAACGGGCCUGCUGGAGCCUCAAAUCCAGAUUUGGUUCCAAAACAGAGAAGGUGGCCUGAAGCAGAAGCAACUAGAAGCUGAGUCUUGGCCCUAGGAGGGCCUGCCCAGAGAAGAGUGGCGAAAAUGCACAACCAUCACUGCCUGGCAGACCUCUAUACUCAUUGGAGCCUUCCAGAGCAACCGCUUUCCUGGAAUCGCCACCAGGGAGGCACUAGCCAGACAGACAGGCCUCCCAGAGUCCAGAAUUCACAUCUGGUUUCAGAACCCAAAGGCCCACAGGGGACCCCUGUGCUCAGCCUCCCCUGGCGCUAGAGAGUCCCCCGACGGCGACAGCGGUGCUGUUUCGCACACAGAGCCCUCUGUGGCCGCCGUACCAAGGACACAGCCAGGGCCAUGCUGGCCUGGCAGGUGCACACGUGGUGGCCUGAGCUGCUGGGCCUGGGAUCCGCUCAGCAAAUGGCGAUCCAUGCUGGGCAAUGGUGGGGCUGGGUCCAGGGGCCCCAGGCCAUCCAGGCCCUGUGUCCACCUGGAGAAGCGCCGGCAGCCCCUCCACAACCCACACCUGGCCAGUCUCCACUGGGGCAGGCGCAGACUCCAGCCCCCGGAGAGCCCAGUCCUGGCCUCCAGGAACCCCCUGGGGAACCCGCACCAGGCUCCUGCCUCUUAGAUGAGCUCCUGUCAGCCCCGGAGUUUCAGGCAGUGGCACGGCACGACCCUUUGUGGAUCUGGAUGCACAGGAGGAGGACCUGCCGGAACCAGAACCACCCCUGGGUCAGGAAGAAUUUCAGGCUCUGCUGGAUGAGCUGGAGAGUUCACCAGAGCCUCAGCUGUAAGAGGAGAUAGGCAUCCUUGAUCCUAUCCCUACCCGCCCCCACCCCUGCCCUGUGGCUGCCACCCCAGGGACCUGCUGUCCCUGCCCUGGCGGCCACCAGCUGCUUUAGAGGGAUUCCUGUGUCAGAACUGUGCUCCACCCAGCUGAGAUCACCGCUUGCACGUUCACCCACUCUCGGCACCUUCAUAGGCUCACAAGUCGCUGUCUCGGCACCAGGGGACACAAACAGCCUAUGACCUGCCCAUUCAAACUCUCCGACCUCUUCCAAUACCUCAGACAGAUGCCAGAUGGUUCAGUAAACUGGGAAAACCCAGACUCAUUCCCAAAGCUGGCAUGUUUAAGCAGAAAAUGUCUUUUUGGGUGGCUGUGCCUUGGGAAAGUUCAUCCCUAGGGAUUGGAUGGAACGGAGGAUAUCGAUUGAAGCUAGUCGUGCUGGGGUGGAACUGACCGCAGGUAGGUCCCAAGGCCUCAGGCUCCCAGGAAAGAGAGAGACAGUUCCCCUCCAGGUCACUCUGAGAGCAGAUCGCAGACCUAGAGGCUGGACCCACUGACCAUGGAUGUGCUCUGUCCCCAGACACCUCUGAGC
Messenger RNA from Nycticebus coucang (slow loris), 5447 nucleotides. It is a transcript of the gene EARS2, whose product is annotated as glutamyl-tRNA synthetase 2, mitochondrial. The transcript is spliced from 9 exons. Gene Ontology annotation, molecular function: ATP binding; tRNA binding; zinc ion binding. Lineage: Eukaryota; Metazoa; Chordata; Mammalia; Primates; Lorisidae. The coding region runs from base 844 to 2136 and encodes 430 amino acids. Gene Ontology annotation, biological process: glutamyl-tRNA aminoacylation. The record is from RefSeq and is a predicted model, not a curated record.